This is a messenger RNA of Racocetra fulgida, 463 nucleotides long. Lineage: Eukaryota; Fungi; Glomeromycota; Glomeromycetes; Diversisporales; Gigasporaceae. The record is from the annotation of a GenBank genome assembly.
AUGAUUGAAGACAUUGAUAUUGAUGAUUACGAUGAUCAUGGAAAUAUCAAUAGAACUAAAACUAUCUCGAUCAAAACUAUUGCAAAUCUUAAAAGGAGAAGUAGUAUUAGAAAGAAUUCCCUUAAACUGAAAGCUAGCAAAAGAAGUAGUCAAAUGGAAGAUGGCUCUUCAUCAAGAAAAUCAUUUGAAAUGAGUGAAACUUCACCAAGAUCAUUUGAAAUGGGCGAUACUUCUCCAAGAUUGUUUGAAAUGGGUGAGACUUCACCAAGAUCAUUUGAAACUUCUCCAACAAGGAAAUCAUUUGAAAUGAGUGAGGACGAUGAAAAAGAAAAGACAAAUACUAGUAGAUUAGGUGUACAAGUUGUUUAUCCAGAACAUAUUGUCGAAGUGGUUCACCAAGAUUAUGUUUUUAAUGAUGAAUACGUCUCUUAUGGUAAUACGUCAAAUGGUGGUAAUACUCAAA